GCCUCGACGGGCGUGCAGUCAGAGGAAAAGGAGCGCAGAAAGCCAGAUGCAAGAAAGAAAAAAUCCAGUCAGCGGUUCGCAAGACUUUCAGAUCAGUAUUCCCUCCGCCUUAGAUGUGUUGGCUUGGAUUGGGAUUAUUCUGAGGCAGUUUGGGAACUAUUUAUGGGACUAACUGUCUGGAAGGGGGCUGGAGAAGCGGAGCUUCUGCGCUCAUAAUGCGGACACAUCAAGUCUUAGUAGUUUGUCGGAAUGAGCGCAGCGCACACGGACCCUGAGAAACAGCUUUCAUGGAUUGACAGUUUGUCUGUUUGAGUGAAUUUAUUUAUUUUCUUCUGUUUUCCCUCUCAAACACCAGGAGAUGUUCCAGUGCUGUGGUUAGUGCGGUAGUCCAAAGGAUUGUCGAUUUUUCCCAUUUUAUUGGGCGUCGAGGAUUGUUGGUUUUGAUUCUUUCUGUUAAGGAACACGGCUUUCUUUGGGGGUAAAUGAGGAUAUUGAUUUUAUCCAGUUAGACCACGACUUGGCCAAGAAUCCGGAGAGGAAUUGUAUCCCUUGGAAGAGGUGGAGAUAUUAGUCUAAUUGGACCCAGAAUAAUCUUCCUUCAGCUGAGUCCAACAUGAAGUCUGACACAGUGUGGAUGUGCGUUUUUCUCCUGCUCUUAGAUGAAACAAGUUCCUGGGAUGGUCCGUCAGCUUUGUUUGUGCCCCUGGCCCGUGGGACUCCCGGAUCUUCAUACACCAGGUCGAGACGUGAGGACCAGCCAGAGAGGGUGGACUGCAUCCAGGCGACUGACAUGUGCAACCAGAACCCUUUCUGCAGCUCUCAGUACCGGGUGAUGCGCCAGUGCCUUGUGGGCAAGGAGAAAGAAGCCAUGCUGGAUAACAAUAGGGACUGCCAGGCUGCCUUGGAGGUGCUGCUGGUGAGCCCUCUGUACAACUGCCGCUGCAAGAGGGGCAUGAAGAACGAGAUGCAGUGCCUACAGAACUACUGGGCCAUCCACAUGGGACUCAACGAAGGUGGAGACAUGGAGGACUCAUCUCCAUAUGAACCUGUAGCUCCCAACAGGCAGCCAGACGUUUCCCGCUUGGCCUCCAUCUCUUCAGGGAUGCUCACACUGGCCCCGAAAGGCUUCAGCUGUCCUGAUGGUGAGAAUAACUGCAACCCGUGUCUCGAUGCAACCAAAGCUUGCAACCUCAACAGCCUCUGCAAGAAGCAACGGUCCAACUUCAUCAUCACUUGCAGCAAGGAGGACCAUAACAAAGGAGAGACCUGCAACAAGAAGCGCUGCCACAAGGCACUGAGGGCAUUCCUGGACCGCGUUUCCCCGGAGCUCAGUCACCGGCUCCUCUUCUGCCCCUGCCAAUCCGAGGGUUGUGCUGAGAGACGCAGGCAAACAAUAGUACCUGAUUGCUCUUAUAAAGACAAAGAGGAGCCCAACUGUUUGGAGCUGCGGAGGAUCUGUCGCCAGGAUGCUCUCUGCAGGUCUAGACUGGCUGAUUACAUCACGAACUGCUGGACGACUUCCCACUCCGGGAGCACCUGUCCCAACCAAGACAAUCACCAAGCCUGUUUGGCCUCUUACGCAAGGCUCAUCGGGACAGAAAUGACCCCCAACUUUGUUGACAACAAUUUCUCCAACUGGACCAUCUCUCCCUGGUGUACCUGCAAGGGCAGCGGAAACCUCGAGGAGGAAUGCAUGAACUUCCUGCGGCACUUCACUGAAAACACAUGCCUAAGAAAUGCUAUUCAGACUUUUGGUUAUGGGAUGGACACCAUGCCAAUCAAAAACGUGACUAUCCAAAGCCCGUCAGAAAUGUCGCCUUUUUGGCCGACGGACAUCCCAGAUUCCACCGUCUCUUCCUUGAAGUAUCCUGGACCAGGUAACGGUGGCCUGGGCCUGAGAGAGGAUCGCUGCCUCUGUCUGUGUGCCAACAUCUUGGCUCUGCUUCCCAGCCUGGCUUUGGCUCCGAUCCUGGCUCAGCACGUCUUGUAGAAGCGCCAGGAGGAGGGGGAAAAAGAGGUCAUGCAUCCACGAGCUGAUCCCAAAAGCAGAAGGUGUCAUUUCUGAGACUCGCAUUAAGAAAACUGAAUCACUGUCGACAGUUGGCGUAAAUGGCCUUUGUGAAAUCAGGAAAACAAAAUGACAAGAGGCGUUGGGGAUUUUUUUGAAAUUUCACAACUGUGAGUUUGUUCUUCAUUUGACCCAUUGUCCAGGCUGUCUGCUACUAUGAUGGAGCACAAGGCUUUACAAAGAACCUUGGGUUGAAAAAGAAAAAGCCAGAAGGGCCAUUCUCUGACCAACUCUGCCUGACUGGGGCACAAAAACCUGGAGGACUGAAGCUGCUACAAAGACUUCUACCCUUAUCUCCCUGAAAGAGGAAGAUAAUUCAUGUGCAACAUUAUUAAAAGAUAACAGGAUAAACAAAAUAGGAAUUGUUGCAAAGAAAAUGGGAAGAAAAUGUGGUAAAUAUUGCAGAAAUUGAGCACAAAAUGAAAGACUUGUUCAAAUUGGGUUUGAUCUUCUGUUGAAUGAACAGAAGACAAAUUGAAGAGUGUGGAUGGAGGAUAAUUGCAUUCUGUUUUUUCAGCACUAGUGUAAAGUCUCAAGACUGUAAAGCCUACUCUGUGUUCUAAGUGUUGGUUUAGUAUCUGUGACCAUAAUCAGUCUCGAGUACAGAUCUUUCAUUUGGUUACUACAGCAAACUUUAAGCAAACGGCCAAAAGAACUAAAGCUGGAGAUGUGCAAUGGCUCUGCGGUCAUUUAAGAUGUUGACUGUGGGUGUUCACCAUAUGUCCACCUGCACAUGUGUAUAAUCUAGUCUCUGUGUAUAUAAACAGCACUUUUCUUUCAUGUAACUUAAGGAUAACUAGUACCUUGACAGGUCAUUAUUGUAUGCUAAGGUUGCUCAGUAUUGGUACCAAUGGAAGGCCUUCAUUAUCUGCAUUUAUAUUUGUCUAUUAAAGUUUAAUCACAAAUGUACAAAGCGAUGAGAUUAAAAGAGCUCAGUCUUUAAAGCCAUAA
Molecule: messenger RNA, 3019 nt
Organism: Nothobranchius furzeri (turquoise killifish)
Lineage: Eukaryota; Metazoa; Chordata; Actinopteri; Cyprinodontiformes; Nothobranchiidae
Product: GDNF family receptor alpha-2
Biological process (GO): nervous system development
Cellular component (GO): external side of plasma membrane; signaling receptor complex
Molecular function (GO): signaling receptor activity
Source: RefSeq, a predicted model, not a curated record